Messenger RNA from Paramormyrops kingsleyae, 6998 nucleotides. Its product is annotated as pre-mRNA 3'-end-processing factor FIP1-like. The record is from RefSeq and is a predicted model, not a curated record. Gene Ontology annotation, cellular component: mRNA cleavage and polyadenylation specificity factor complex. NCBI's taxonomy places the organism in Eukaryota, Metazoa, Chordata, Actinopteri, Osteoglossiformes, Mormyridae.
GCCUUGUGGAAUCUUGAAUUGUGGUGAUCAAAUUUUCAGGUGCUGAAAUAUGGAGACGCAAACAGAAAAGGUAUUUAUUAUUUAUUAAUUCAUUUAAUGUAAUUGACAUACAAAAUAAUCCCAUCUGCUGGUGUUCUGCUCCACUAUUUCUCCUUUCCCUGGACUCUUGCGUUAUUUCCAAGUUGGCACCAGUGCUUGUGGUCAAUCAAUCAGCAAAGCUUUUUGCUAUAAGCCCCACCCUAGUAAUCCCUGGUUGAAUGAGAACUACCUACCCCAGAUUAGGGAAGGGGAACCAAGAACGACCUCCCAGGAACUACAGUGGGACCCAGUUCCUGUGGUGGGAAUGUGACAGAAAUUCCCAGUUACUGAAAAGUGAGAAUGGGCCUUAAAACUCAUCUGAUCAAAAUGUGGUGUGGGAACAAAUCUGCGGAAGAUCUGGGUUUGGGGGACUGGUUGUGCCUUUAGGAAUCUGCUGGACAGAAGAAUGUUACUCCGUGGAUGUGAUCGGAGCAGUACCUGUGUAUGUCAGUAGGAGUAAAGAUGGGCAGUAACAUAGCGUGCAGACCUGAGGAGUGGGAUGCAAGAUGCCUGGACUUCAUCUUACAAAACGAAGGAGGUUGUCCCUGAAAAUUCCCCCAAAUGCUACAUACUUUAGGAUUCACUUUAGCUGCACCUCAGACUAUUUGUAUGAAAUUAGCAGAUGAAAAGAGCGUGAGAUUAGUCUGAGUGAAGUUUCAGUGAUUUUGUUUUUCUUUUGUAAGUUCAGGGCCUUGUAACUCCUACAUCACUAUAAGUAACAUUUUUAAAUUCUCAUUAAAAAGCAGGCAAAGAGUAUUCUCUUACAAUUUAAUUACUGGUCCCCCAUAAGUGUUUUUUGAAACUCAAAAAUAGCAUUUUUUUUAAAAAACCUGCACACUUUUGGGGUGCUUAUCUCAUGAGGGGGACUAAGUGAGUAGCUCACGUACAUAUGCAUAUGCCUGGAUGCUCUACUCCCCUCACUUUUUACAUCAGAAAGUACUGUUCGCAAAGAGAACUUUGACAGUGAGAAAAGCAGCUUAUACUUAUUCAAAAGUUGAAUUUUCAAUACCGGGAAAAGAAGAGUUUCUGAACUGAGCGCUCUAGCUGUAAUAAUAAUAAAAUUGCAGAUCCUAAGAAAAUACUACAAAUGAUCAUAUCAUUGCUACCUGCGUUAUAGAAAAAACACUCUCAAAGGGAAUUAAAAAAAAAACAAAACAUUUCUGUACUCUGGAAGGUGUGUGUAAUUCACAUGUCGGAUUUAAUCAAAAUCAAAAUGGUGUUCUGAAAAUCUUUUUGGAAAUUCAAAACGAAAUCGAAUAACCCUUUAAUCUGCAAGCUCAGAUUCAUUGCUGUUCAUACCACAUGCUUGUGCUUAAACUGAGUUGUGAUUGCCAUUCAUUCCACAUGCAUGUGCUUAAACUGGGUUGUGAUUGCCGUUCAUACCACACGCAUGUGCUUAAACUGGGUUGUGAUUGCCGUUCAUACCACACGCAUGUGCUUAAACUGGGUUGUUGCAUAAGUAAAGUGACUCCCAGAGAUCAGCACCCUAUUUCAUUCAGAUCAGUUUUAGUGUUAGAAGUCUCUGCCCAAGAUUGCAUUCAUGCCAUGUCACGUUUGUGGCCGGCUUUCACACUGGUGGUCCAUUGGUGAUUAGCAGUUUUGCAGUGGAUCUGAUUGGCUUGUUCCAAAGAUCUGCCCCAUCUUGCCUGUUCUGUUGCCUCAGAAUGAGUGCUUUUGAGUGUCGGCAGCAGGUAUUGUAGUGGUCAAAGGCAUACGAUGGGGCUGGGGUUACUGGUUCAAGUCUCAGGAAAUUCCCCACUGUAGUACCUUUAAAGUAAUUAAUAUGAAUUACUCCAGUAAAACACCCACUGUAAAUUGCUAUGGUUAAAUUUAAUUUGCUGAUAUGAUACCCAGUCACACCGUAUUACUAUUGUAUUUUGACUUAAAUUUAAAGUGCCGGAUGUGUUUAUGCUGCGUUCCAUUUAUCUUGGAUGCCGAAAGUUGGAGCUGGGACUGAUGUCACACCCCGAGUUAACAGCGUUCCGGUACAACAAGUUGAAAAGCCAUUUAGCAAUACUAGGGACCUGUUUCAGAAAGCAGGAUUUCUUGCUCAGCCGGAAAACCUGUCAGAUUUAAGGUACCCCAGUUUAAAUGGCCUUUAUCUUCGUUCAGUUACGUUUAGCCUAGACUACUUUAAAUCCGGCAAGUUAUCAGGCUAAGCAAGAAAUCUUGCUUUAUGAAACAUGCCCAGUUCUAGACAGUUUCAUUGUUAGCCAUUGUUAACAAUACCAGUUGAUAACACAUUAUGUGGUGUUUUGCACAUACAAACACUGUAGCAACAUGUUCACAGAUAGAGGCAGGACAGUACUGUGUGUGCGACCGAUUUAAUGACACACAAAUAGGACAUAAAUGCUGAUAAUCAGCAAAUAAUUUCAGCAUUCACUUCUGUUGAUGAAGGGUGCAGCCUUGGGGUUGCAGAGGUUCCUCCGUCUUUCCAAUUCCUACGUUAGGGGGGUGUUCCAGUUGAAAUUUCAGACUAGGGAGUCGAAAUUCCCAAGUUACGAGUUUAAAUGGAACGCAGCAUUAGUUUAAUGUGGGAACAAAGCAGGGAAGCAAUGACUGCUGGAGAGACUUAAUUAAGCAGGAAGACUACAAGAGGGAGUCCUUUCUGUGGUUCUGUGAUUUCUUUUCAAAGUACCCUGUCCACUGCCACUACUAUACCGAAAUUGCAUAGGAAUAAAUCAGAGGAGCUCAACAACUUCUUUUGUCUCUCCUUUACAGGUAAUUCUUAUAGAAUUUCUGCCCAAAUAUCCUAUAUUCAGACCAGACUGAAGAUGCGGAUGGGAAAUGCCAGUGUAUGACUCUGCAUUCCUACACUUAGUGCCUUGUAGACAUGUUGGACUGACGGUCUGCGCUGCUGUGUCGUGACAACUCACCACAAACCCCCCACCCAACUGUAGAAUUACAACACCGUCACCUUGCUUUAGGGCAGAUUUUGCACAUAUACUUGCGUAAUGAGGCUCUUUUGUUGUUCCUGGACAACCCAUUUUUAAUUUAGAAAAAGAGCAGGUAAGGUAACUAUCUGAAGUGAACCUUAACGGUCCCAACGCCCGUGGUGUGCGUAGAGAGGAGAGAGCGUGCUACAGCUCAGAGUCUGAAAGAAGCAGUGGCGUUCUCAGAACACUUUGUAGAAGCCAGCUAGCAUUCCUGCGGCUGAAAACAGACACUAUACCUCCUGCUUUACCUUAGCGCCUGUUGUCAUUAUCAGAGUUAGGUGAUUGUUCUCUGAAAGAACCCUGCACAAGAUUCUUACGUAUUUGCCUUAUGAAAGAACGCAGUGAUGAGGUUCGGUUUAACCUUAAAGUUUAGGAGGGUAGCGAUCAGUAGUGAAGUUCCUGCAUUGUUCCGUUUUUCUUUCUUCCCACCUUCAGCUAAAAUAUAAUACCACUGACGCAUGAUUUUUUGCAUAGUAUAUCUGCGGCAACAUUUUCUCCUGCAUUUUUAAAAUGACCUUGUAAUACAGUAACGUUCACACUAGCCUAUAUAAAUACUGCUUUAGGUUAAAAAAUGUACAGUGUUAUGCCAUUGUUUACAAAAUGUAAUAUAGGUCUUCAUAUGUUGCCAAGAUAUCAAUGUACAGUAGAUCUAUGAAAGAUUUCUAAGUAACCUUUCUGCAUAAAUGAAGCUGUUUACCUAGUAAGCCAUAUUGUACGUAGAUAAUGCCAGAGUCCAUCCAGAGACCUUCACAGUAGUACGUGGAAGGACAGUUUCUAAAUGCCAUUUUACCGAAAUCGGUCCCCUCCUAACUACUGUGACCUGUGCUGACAGUACUGAUGUAAAUUAAAUGGUUUGCCAACCAAGGAAAAAAAUGUCAAACUUGGUUUUAUUAAUAUUGCUACUUUGAGAUACAUUUCACUCACUAUACAGCAUGACUGCUUGAUAUUGACCGGCCUGGUCUCACCCUCAGCCAGUGUUAAAGGGGAAAUUCCCCAAACUGUAAAGAUCUCCAUGAUCUUUUCAGCAAAGUGGCACUUAUCCCAUUGGUGUUCAAUAACAAGCCCGUGAUGUUUAUUUCCCUGCCGCUUGCAUCACAGCUAAAGUUCCAUUGAAAUUACAGUGUGUCUUUUAGUACGAGGGAGCUGGUGACUGGAAGGAAACGCUAAGAACCUGUCAGAUCGAAAUGGCCAGAAAAAUGACCAGGGAGGAAGGGAAAAAGAAAAAAAAAACACUUUUGGGCGGAAUUCCCCUUUAAUUUCCUCCACAGGUGAAAGUCAUAUGUACAGCUGAAGAAGACUUUGUUUUUUUUUAACCUCCUAAUUCAAAGGUGUAGUUCAGCUGUUCCUCCCCCUCACAGAUGUACCUGCAGGUGUAGUGAUUUAUUUUGUCACAGGGACCUCGCGGGGCACAGAGGUUACCCAUGACCUUUGGGCUGCUCGGAGAUGUCCUACAUUACGGGCGUCUCCAAAGGUCAGUGUGGAAGAGUAGCUGUGCUCAGUUAAUGUAGGUGAGCAGCGGUUAUGACUGUGAUUCACAAUCUCUGUAGUGUAUUUUCUGUAAUAGAGGACUUGUGCCCGUUUUCCAAUUCCUUACGAAAUUAAGGAGAACUGGAAUAAACUGUUUACUCCAAACCCUUAUGCAAUAUGUGUUUGUGGCAUUAUUUCAUUGUUCUCGUGAAAUUCGAAUAGAAAUGUGUCCUGAAAGUGAGCAUUAUGCAAAGGAAGAUCCACCUCGGACCACAGUGAUGGAUGGAUGGAUGGAUGGAUGCCACAAGUGUUCCUGGCUGCUUCAGAUGGGUGCUGUGAGGCUCAACAGAUGAGACCAAAAAACAGAGUGGGGAGAAUGUGGCCGGGUUUCUGGAUGCCAAUCAGGAGAGUUACCUUAGCAACACCAAUGAGAAGCAGGCUGCCGAGAAGGCAGCUAAGAGCGGUGAGGAUGAUGACAAUGACGAGAGUGACAGCGACGACGACGAUGAUGUCAAAGUCACCAUUGGCAACAUUAAAACUGGCGCGCCCUCCUACAUGGCACCACCUAUGAACCUGAGUCUCAAGUCAGGACGCAGCUAUGGAGUCACAGCUCCAGCAAAGCUGCAGUCCAAAGGCAUCGACAUGGAGGCAGUGGGCAGCAUCAACGGGCUGCCUGUGGUGGAGGUGGACAUUGACAUCUUUGAGGACAAACCAUGGAGGAAGCCAGGUGCCGACCUCUCAGAUUACUUCAACUACGGCUUCAACGAGGAGACGUGGAAGGCGUACUGCGAGAAACAGCGCCGGCUUCAGCUGGGCCUGGAGCCCGGGGCCCCCCUGAACUCUGAGAAUAAAAUCACAGUGCAGCAGGGAAGAUCCGCCGUUUUGGAGAAAGAGAUUGAAUCAGCUGCCAUCAAAUCGGAAUUCAAGAUGGACUUUCUCCCAUCAGCUAACAUCCUUCCUGCAGCCAACAGACUUAAAGCUGGACCCCCUCCAAACAGGAAGUUGGGCGGCACCAUCGAUGUGAUUGGCGGACAGACGGGAGCCAUCCGGCGGGUCGAGGGCCGAAGGAGAGAGAUUCACGAACACAAUCCCAUCCAGGUGCUGGGUGACCAUGCCGGUAAGACCCCACCCUUUGCCCCCCCGGCGGGGCUCCCUCCCCCCCCUAUAGGAGCGCCCCCUCCUCACUUCCUGCACCCGCCCCCACCGGUGUCUGGCAUGCCCCCACCGCUGCAUCCGCCUGGUAUCCCCCCGCCCGCCAUACCAGGCUUAUUCCCACCUCCUUUGGCUCCACCCCCUACUCUAAUGAUGCCCCCGAUGGAUGGGAGGUGCCCCACCACUGGGUACAACCCCAGAGCUCCUCCCCCCUUUGGGUACAACUCCGGAGAUUCCACCUUCAUCAGCUACCCUCCUGUCUCUGCCUCACACUCUCCAUGGGUCACGCCUAUGGAGAAGGGCGGCGGGGGCACAUCGCCCUGGGAGUACCAGGGUUCUCGACGGGACCCGGAGAGAGAGCGGGAGCGCGAGAGGGACCGAACUCCCACCACCAGCGAGUACAGCAACGAGGAUGAGCGUUACCACUACUACAGCCACGAGAGGGAAUAUGAGCGGGAGUUUCACCACGGCCGUGAGCGCAGCCGCGAGCGAGACGAGAGGCACAGGGACCGGCGCCAUCGUGACAAGGAGGAGAGCGGCAAACACAAGUCGUCCAAGCGCAAGCAGCACGACGGCGAGGAGGGUGACGGACAUCGCAGGCACAAACACAAAAAGAGCAAGCGCAGCAAGGAGGAGAAGGAGGCACCGGAGGAGGCUGUCAGCCACAGGGAGGAGCCGGAGGGCAAGGAGUAGUGGCUCCACCCUCUUCUCCCCGGGCACUCUGAACAUUCCCGCCAGCAGGAGGCCCGUCAAGCUUCCGGAAAGCUCUGCGAGGGGCACUUCUUCCAGACAUCCCAUUCUUUGUUUUCCGAGCGCCAACUGUGAUUCUGCAGUAAGCUAUGUCGUUAGUCAGCGUAUCACACAUUUCCUAUUUAAGACGUUUUUAAAAACCUCUAGGCUUUUAACGUUACUUUUAUAUGAGAGGGAAAAGUUUUUCUUUUUUGUUAUUUGUGCUGUUAAUAUAUGUAUCUGGUGCUCAUUUAGGUAAAUGUUAGUGUUGGGAUUAGCCAUGGAGGCGUAAUUAUCACCAGCAAGUAAGGCACCGCUGGAUGCACUCGCCUGGACACUUUCAGAACAUCUCAUGUUCACUUCGUGAAUGUUAACAGAAGGCAAUCUUCAGACAGACUUCCCUGGAAGGAGACGCAAGUGUAAAAUCAGAGGACUGCACUCGGCCCAAAACAUGCCCUUCAGCGUUAUUCGAUGUGAAAGUGUUAUAGUUUUUCCUCUGCAAAAUGGCAUGAUACCAAAUGUCUUUUUUUAUAUAUCUUCUCCUUUUUAAUGGCACACGACAAAAAUGUGAAUGUCAUGACUUAAGAAUUUAAAAAUAUAUAUGUAUGAAAAUAAAAAAAGACAAGUUUUAUUUUA